Molecule: messenger RNA, 1651 nt
Organism: Botrytis cinerea B05.10
Lineage: Eukaryota; Fungi; Ascomycota; Leotiomycetes; Helotiales; Sclerotiniaceae
Gene: Bcsfa1
Product: Bcsfa1
Exons: 6
Coding region: 208-1353 (381 amino acids)
Biological process (GO): formaldehyde catabolic process
Cellular component (GO): cytosol
Molecular function (GO): S-(hydroxymethyl)glutathione dehydrogenase [NAD(P)+] activity; zinc ion binding
Source: RefSeq, a predicted model, not a curated record
GAAAGAUCGUUUACUUACCCCUCAUUUGUAACCAACGGACGGCUAUUUACUUGCUUUACCUUCUCCUCGAACGAAACGAAACGAAACGAAACACAAGAAAUAGCACGACGCAUUCUGUACACCUUGAGAGCUUUCGAAUACCUUGAGAGCUUGACUUCACACACGAGCAGGGACGAAUUAAAAGAAAGAAGAUCGAAAUAAGACAACAUGCCUGCGGAUACUGUUGGAAAGACUAUUACCUGCAAGGCUGCAGUUGCUUGGGAAGCAGGUCAAGAACUCAGUAUUGAGGAUAUUGAGGUUGCUCCUCCUAAGGCGAAUGAAGUGAGAAUUGAAAUUUAUUACACGGGAGUUUGUCAUACUGAUGCAUACACACUUUCCGGCAAAGACCCCGAGGGAGCUUUCCCAAUUGUUCUCGGACAUGAGGGUGCUGGUAUUGUUGAAUCUGUUGGUGAAGGUGUAACAUCUGUUAAACCAGGAGAUUAUGUUGUUGCUUUAUAUACACCAGAAUGUAAAGAAUGUAAAUUCUGCAAAUCUGGUAAGACCAACCUUUGCGGAAAAAUCCGUGCAACUCAAGGAAAGGGUGUCAUGCCAGAUGGUACAUCCCGUUUCAAGUGCAAGGGCAAAGAUCUCCUUCACUUUAUGGGAACAUCUACUUUCUCUCAAUAUACCGUCGUUGCCGACAUCUCCGUUGUUGCUAUUACCCCAGAAGCUCCUAUGGACCGCACUUGCUUGCUUGGUUGUGGUAUCACUACCGGUUACGGAGCCGCUGUCGAAACCGCUAAAGUCGAAGAAGGAUCUACUGUUGCCAUCUUCGGUGCAGGUUGUGUUGGUCUCAGUGUAAUUCAAGGAGCGGUACAAAAGAAAGCUUCAAAGAUCAUCGUAGUCGAUGUAAACUCAUCCAAGAAGGAAUGGGCUGAUAAAUUCGGUGCAACCGAUUUCGUUAACCCAACUGAAUUGAAGGGUCAAAGUAUUCAAGAGAAAUUAAUCGAAAUGACCGAUGGUGGUUGUGAUUACACUUUUGAUUGCACUGGAAAUGUUGGCGUUAUGAGAGCUGCUUUGGAAGCUUGUCAUAAGGGUUGGGGUCAAAGUAUUGUUAUUGGUGUUGCUGCUGCUGGACAGGAGAUUAGCACUAGACCAUUCCAACUUGUUACUGGACGUGUCUGGAAAGGUUGUGCAUUCGGAGGUAUCAAAGGUCGUUCCCAAUUACCUCAAUUGGUCGAUGAUUACAUGCAAGGUAAAUUGAAGGUUGAUGAGUUCAUUACUCAUAGACAACCUUUGAACGGAAUCAACCAAGCAUUUGAUGAUAUGAAGAAGGGUGAUUGUAUUAGAUGUGUGGUUAACAUGAGAGAAUGACUACCGGGCACGAAGGAAAAUGAAAAGGCAAGGCUGUGAGAUAUGUAUAGUGGAAAAUACUAGGUUGUGAUGAUAUGACAGAAAUGAAAAUUGUAUAUGAAAGGAUCAUUGAGGUUUGGGGUGCGAUUUUGUGAUGUUGAGUUGUUCAAUUGUUUGAUUGUGUGGGUGUGUGGAUAUGCGAACGAGUUUUUGUCGGAUUCGAAUUUGGAUUUGGUUUCAGCGUGUUCAAUGUACUUACUUGAUAUUAGGAUUAUGUUGUAUAUGGAAUGCGCAUUUCCGGAAAUAAAUUCUGUCUGGA